This is a messenger RNA of Lachancea nothofagi CBS 11611, 1761 nucleotides long. Lineage: Eukaryota; Fungi; Ascomycota; Saccharomycetes; Saccharomycetales; Saccharomycetaceae. The record is from the annotation of a GenBank genome assembly.
AUGGCUUUAGAACCAAUUGACUAUACUACACACUGCAACGCUAUUGAGGAAGCGUUUCAAAAGGUUGUUCGCGCUUCGGAUGCUGAGAUUGACUGGUUAAUUCUCACACCAAAUGGCCAAAAACAGUACACUCCGGAUAAGACUGGAACCGGCUUCAGCGAGUUUCUGGGAUCCUUCGAAGACUCCAAAGUAGAGUAUGGGCUUGCACGCGUGAGUCCUCCAGGCUCUGACGUACAGAAGCUCGUUUUGGUGGGAUGGUGUCCUGACAGCGCGCCAAUGAAGAUGAGAGCGUCUUUUGCGUCUAAUUUUGGUGUUGUUGCAAACCAGGUUCUCAAGAGCUACCACGUUCAAAUAACUGCACGAGACGAGGAUGAUUUAGACGAGAGAGAGCUUUUGGCCAAGGUCAGCAAUGCUGCCGGAGCUCGCUAUUCGAUCCAAACCGAAGGCCCUACUAGAACCUCUUCUGCUCCUAAGCCGCGUCCUUCUGCACUUCCGAAGAAAGUUGAAUCAGAAUUCAAACCAAGCGCAAUUGCCAAGCCUGCGGCUGCCAAACCAAGUUUCUCUAACACUUCAUCUAAAGCCGUUUCUAAUUCCGCUGACGACGACUGGGAUGAACCAGAGAUUGAGGAGCGCGAUUUGCAGUCCAACCCACUGAAACCAAACCAGUCAACUUAUAAGCCGGUAGGAAAAAUUGACCUGCAAAAAGUGAUUGCCGAGGAGAAUUCCAGGCAAGACCCGCGCCUAGUGAACACAGUCAAGUCCGAGACUUCUUCAAAACUGAAUCCAAGAGAUGAUAUUGAAAAACUGAAGAAGGACUCGAAAGCGCAAAGAGAUGCUGAGAUCAAAAAGUACUUAGGCACCAGACCUCACACCACCACUCUGCCUAAGAAGAGUGAUGAUAUGGUUGUAAAAGGUUUCCAAAAUGAAAAAUCCCCAGCCCAAAUUUGGGCCGAGAAACACCAACAGGGACAACCAAGCACUAACGUAAAGCCUGAAACUUCGGACAGUACUGAAGAAAGUGAACCUGAAGAGAUGGAGUCACCAACAGAAACAGAAGAACAAGCGCCACAAAUUUCCGACGUAAAAGCCAAAUUUGAGAAGGUGAGUAUGAAAGAGCCUCAAAUUAUUAAACCUGGUCAGGUUAAAACUCCAGUUCCAGUUACUGAGGAAAAAUCUACCCAAAGUGCUCAAAAAAUGCCCAUGGGUCAACCUCUACCAGGAAUGCGUGCCGAAAUUGAUACUGAUUCCGAGGGAGACAACGACGACUGGGAUGAUGAAGACGAAGAGCAGCCCACCCCAAAACAUGCUCUGCCAACCAAAACAAGCACUGCUCCUACGCCUGUGCCUGCAACUGCGCCAAGACCGCAAGAACCUGCGAGAGAAGCUGCUGCCCCAGAGCCUAAGGCCACGCCUACUCUACCUACACGCACCAGCGAAACCACGUUUGUACCCCCACCACCACCAAGAAGAAACGUUCCAGCUACUACGACUCCUACGCCUGUAGAAGAAACUAAACAACCUGAACCAGAAGAGCCAGAAGCUCCUGCGAAGCCUGCUGUUCAAGACGAAAAUGAAGAAGAACUGCCAUCUGCAAUUGCUGAAUAUGACAAUGAAGCUGAGGAGCACAACGAAUUGGGUUUUAAAGAGGGAGAUAAGAUAGUCAAUAUCGUUUUUGUAGACGAUGACUGGUGGUUGGGUGAGCUGGAAAACACCGGUGAAAAAGGCCUUUUCCCAAGCAACUACGUACAGUUGCUCGAAUGA